Molecule: messenger RNA, 1899 nt
Organism: Zygosaccharomyces rouxii
Lineage: Eukaryota; Fungi; Ascomycota; Saccharomycetes; Saccharomycetales; Saccharomycetaceae
Gene: HDA2
Product: Hda2p
Exons: 1
Coding region: 1-1899 (632 amino acids)
Cellular component (GO): HDA1 complex; nucleus
Source: RefSeq, a predicted model, not a curated record
AUGAAUCGUAACGCAAGGAAUUCGCACGUAUUUUACCUUCCCGUGGGGUUGACACCGUUCCAGAGAGAUUUGACAGAAAUUUUAGUCUCGUUACAUGCUAGAUCCUUCCAAAAAGAGCUCGACUCUUCGAAUAAUAUCGAUGAUAAGGAUGCUGUAGCGGAAUAUCCCCAAAUAUCUUCAAAGCAGAUGACUCAUAUGCUUGACAAGGGCAUAAGAGUUGUUGCUAAUCAUCCAUGUCUACUUGUCGAACACUACAUGCCAAGACAGUUUCUUCGAAUGGUACCUACAGAAAAUUUAGUUACGACUAGUGAUAAAUUUCAAAAAUUGCAAGAGUUAUUAUCUCGAUUCAUCCAACGUGAUAGGCAAACAUUUCCUGAUGCUUUGAAAAUUUGCAUUAUAUCACAUAAUGUGAGAGAAUUGGACAUUUUAGAAGGUUUAGUCUUGGGUAAAAGAGUCAGAAUUAAAAGGUUAUCAGGAGCUUCUUUGUACGAUGAAAAGCAUGUUUUCCCACUAGAACGAUCAUGUUCUCCUGUAGAUGCAAGUAAUUCCAAAGACGGUACGCCGAGCAACGAAUCUGGUUCGAACAGGUAUACUGGGUAUCAUCGCGACGACUAUGAUUAUUCAUUGAAGCACAAGAUGAAAUCUGUGCAGGCAAUCGAUGAGGAUUGGUUAUUUUUAACCACAACUACACAUUUAACUAACAACCCUGAACUUAUGAGAGGUUAUAAUGUGGACUAUAUCAUCAGUUUUGAUCCCUCGAUAGACCCAUUUUUGCCGGCGUUAGAUAAUAUAAGGAAAAAAGGACAAAAAAGAUUGCCGUUGGUGAAACUUUUAGUUAAGGAUUCACCCGAUCAUUUCUUGCUAGAAAAUCCACCAACAGAAGGUACUGACAAUUAUCAACAUUCGAAAGCCGCCAUUAAACAUUUCCUUUCAACCAGACAUACAACAUACAACAACUUACCAUCGGUAGACUAUAAGCAAGUGGUAGAUAUGCUACUUCGAGGUGAAAAUACCAUCCCAUCAUUAUCAGAAAUUCCACUCUCUCAAGUCUCCACAGAUGUACCACCUUUUGAGCUAAUUAUGACAAGGCUAGAUUUCAGCGAUAACCAAUUGACUAUGAAUGAGGAUGUAUUCGAUAUGAAAUCCUACCAAUCAGAAUUGAAUAAAAGGACGUUAGAUCGACUACUUAAAGUUCAGAACGAAUGCCGACAUGGUGACGAAAUUCUAACGAGGAAACGUCAUUAUGAAACGGAAAGACAAGACUAUUUGGACGAAACGAGAGUGGAAGCAGGCAACGUUUUCAAAAAAUUCCAAGAUGGUGAGAAAUCGAUUAUAGACUCUGAGAAACGAUUAGAAAGAUGUAAAAGCGAAGCCUCUAAAUUAGAUGACAAGAUCAAGGCAUUGGAUGGCGCUCUAGAGGAGGCGAAAAGAAUAACUUUGUUAGCAGAUGUCGAUCCAGAGCUCCAACAGUAUACUGAAAAGAUCAGUACUCUUAAAACUCUGUUAGGAUCCCUUUCAGAACAGAAUUUGCAAAGGAACCAACACAAUGAUUCAUUGAGAUCUCAAUACCAACAAAAAUCCUCAGAGGCCGCGGAACAAUCUCAACGUACUAAGGUGCUCAAAGAUGAAGUGGACCAGUUGCACAAAGAUUUGGAGGGACCAGGUCUACAGAUACAAACUAAAACACUAUUAUCGCAGGAACAAAAACUGAAGAACGAUUUGGCAUCCUUGAAGUCCCGUUCCAAAUUUCUCAAAUCAUACGUGACGAAAAUGGCUUCUUACUACGGUUUAAAGCCUUCUUCAAGCGAUGAUUCCUUGUCCAACGGCACUCACGGUCAGAAUGGUAGAUCCAACGCCAGGUAUCGCUCUACAAGGUCAAAUACACCAGCUUACACGUAG